AUGAACGAACCCAGUACCUCACUUGUCAGGCCCAUGUCCGCCAUCGACUUUAUGCAUCUUCCCGAAAUUGUCGAUGCCAUCGUUGAUUCCAUUGUGCCAGAGCUUGGUGGUAACCUUCAUGCCCAUAAUCUCCCUUUCCUUGUCGCAUGCACCCAAAUUUCGAAGUCGUUCGCCUACGCUGCACGGAAACGCAUUUUCUCCACCAUAAUCAUUGACCAGCAUCAUCAGUCGCUGAUUACUUCCGGUCUCACAAUCAGCACAGGCAAAUAUCUAAACAAUAUCAUGACCAGAUUAAUCCAUUUCAUGAACAAUGAAAAAUCAGAUUUGGUCGUACAUAUCCGCAAACUCGAGAUUAGGAUCGACUUCAAUUCCUUCCUUCUUUCAGAAAGUUCUCGUCUAAGCCUUCUUCUGGCCACCUUCCGCGAUAGGGCAUUCAACCUGAACGCCCUUUCCAUUGUUUCCAGGCCGGAUACUUGGUGGAAUCUCAUUCCUGUAGCGAUUGUGGAUCUCCUUAGGGAUAUGUGCCGGUCGUUGCCUAUUUCGCGCCUUCGAUUUGAGAACGUGAACAGCAUUCCAGCCACCGUCUUGUCUUCUCAACACACGCCUCGUUUACAAUGGUUCGAGCUAGGCACAUCGUCAUUCGCAUUUCAAUCCAUUCGACAGGUGACCAACUGGACCAACUUUAUUCCUGACACCGGAAAAUACAAGAUUGAUUUUAUUCAUGAGCGCGAGCUAAUCGUCACUGCUGUCGAUGCGGACUUCCACCGCUACGACACCAUGUCUUUCUCUCAAUUUAUAAACAAGGUAUCAGCGACGGUUGAGUCAAUUACUUGUUUUCUGCGGAAGGGAGAACUUGAGACAGGCUAUCUCAUUGACCUCGGGACUUUGCCUCGACUCCACCAAUUGACUAUCAAGCAAUUUCCAAACUCAAGUGACUUCGAACACUCUAUGGAGAAGAUUGGCGCAUGCCUACACCACGGAGACGAGAAAUCGUCGAUCAGGGAACUCGUAAUCCUUCUCUGGUUGGAAGAUUGUUAUAACUAUAACGGUGCCAACACUGUCUCCGCUGUCGACUUUUCGCUCCUUCAAAAGCUUCGCCUGGACUUUCUUUCCGAUAAACACCCUUCUUUGCAGAAAAUCGAGCUAUACAUCGUGGUGGAGGUACUAUUCUGUGACCAGGAACCCAUGUUACCUAGAGUCGAAGCGCUGGAGAAACACGUUCGGAAUGAAAUCUGCCAUUCUAUGACAUCUGACAUGUCGUAUCACGAUUUGGACCACUCUUUCCCCUUGCUACCCAAGGUUCAAGUCAGGAUACAUUUUUCUUGUGAAUAA
Molecule: messenger RNA, 1332 nt
Organism: Psilocybe cubensis
Lineage: Eukaryota; Fungi; Basidiomycota; Agaricomycetes; Agaricales; Agrocybaceae
Exons: 2
Coding region: 1-1332 (443 amino acids)
Source: RefSeq, a predicted model, not a curated record